Molecule: messenger RNA, 2434 nt
Organism: Manis javanica (Malayan pangolin)
Lineage: Eukaryota; Metazoa; Chordata; Mammalia; Pholidota; Manidae
Source: RefSeq, a predicted model, not a curated record
CGCGCGCGCUUGUGCGAGGUGACAGCGGCUGUGCCGGGCCGCGGCCGUGGGAGGCUGCGCGGCCGAGCCCAGCGCGGGAACCGGCCCGGCGCCCGCUGCCCCUGCGCUCGCCUCCGCGGGGCGGCGCGCCCGGAGACCCCCGCCCCGCCGACGCCGGCGCGAUGUCGGUGGCGGGGCUGAGGAAGCAGUUCCACAAAGCCAGCCAGCUGUUUAGUGAAAAAAUAAGUGGUGCUGAAGGAACGAAACUAGAUGAUGAAUUUCUUGACAUGGAAAGGAAAAUAGAUGUUACCAAUAAAGCUGUUGCAGAAAUUCUUUCAAAAGCCACAGAAUAUCUUCAGCCAAAUCCAGCAUACAGAGCUAAGCUGGGAAUGCUGAACACUGUGUCGAAGAUCCGCGGACAGGUGAAAACCACCGGGUACCCGCAGACGGAGGGCCUGCUGGGCGACUGCAUGCUCAAGUACGGCAAGGAGCUCGGGGCCGGCUCCACCUUCGGCAACGCACUGAUAGAAGUUGGUGAAUCCAUGAAGCUAAUGGCUGAGGUGAAAGACUCUCUUGAUAUUAAUGUAAAGCAAACUUUUAUUGAUCCACUUCAGUUACUACAAGACAAAGAUUUAAGAGAGAUUGGGCACCACCUGAAAAAGCUGGAGGGCCGCCGCCUGGAUUACGAUUAUAAAAAGAAGCGAGUAGGUAAGAUACCAGACGGAGAAGUCAGACAAGCGGUAGAAAAAUUUGAAGAGUCAAAGGACUUGGCUGAAAGGAGCAUGUUUAAUUUUUUAGAAAAUGAUGCUUGGCCUCCAUGGGGUAAUUUUCCACUUGUGCUGCAGGUAGAACAAGUCAGCCAGCUGGCCGUGUUUGUAGAGGCGGCUUUAGACUAUCACAGACAGUCCUCAGAGAUCCUGCAGGAGCUGCACACAAAGCUGCAGAUGCGAAUAUUGACUGCAUCCAGUGUCCCCAGACGAGAGUACAAACCACGGCCCAUCAAAAGGAGUCCUAGUGAGCUCAAUGGAGUGUCCACCUCCCCUUCAGCAAAGGCAUCAGGUUCUAACGUGCUAGAGGACCAGCCCUGCUGUCGGGGACUCUAUGACUUUGAGCCCGAAAACCCAGGGGAGCUGGGAUUUAAAGAAGGGGACGUCAUCACACUGACCAACCAGAUAGACGAGAACUGGUACGAGGGGAUGCUGCGCGGGGAAUCUGGAUUCUUCCCCAUUAAUUACGUUGAAGUUAUGGUGCCUUUACCUCAGUAAGUGUGUAACUCAAACUUGGGACGGACUUUUGCAACGGAAAUGAAUUCACACCGUGUUCCUCUUUGUGGUGUUCUGUGACAUCCGUGCUGUUUGACCAACUUAAUGACUUUUGUGUGUGUGUGUUCUCUUUAUAAUGUAUUUUCUAUCAAUUUUAAUUUGUAUAAAUGAUCUUCUUAGCUACAUGAAAAUAUAGUUUUCUUUUUUGCUUAUUGUCCUAAAGUCAUUGGUGAAAUGAAUGUAUGUGCUUUUGUUGCUAAAAACCAGCUGUGCCCGUGGCAGUCAUGUCAGCGAAUCGCCCAGGUUCCCUGGAAUGCAAAACCCGAAACUCAGGAGUGGUGACUAUUUGGUUUCCUGACGUUACUGAUGGCAUCCAGUCUGCUUCCUUCACGGCGUUUUAGCUGACCUGUGAAAAGCCCAAUAAACAUGACACACUGUCUUGGCCAAAGGCCUGUCGUCCCUAAUGCGGGACUGAUUUGGAAGUUGUUGGGGGGCAGACUCCUGUACCCCACGGCUGACGGGGGCUGAGUGUGUUGCCUAGACGCUUGCUCCCGACCCGGUCGGCAGGUCUGAGAGGGCCUCGGCUCUCCAGCUCCCUCCCUCCAGUUCAGGGACGGGAAACCCUCCCACGUACUGUCAGGUUCAUGUCCAGAAGAGGCUCACCCAACCCUCUUAGGCUGCCAAGCGCUGGGGAGGUUUUCCAAGCAAGUCCUGUUACGGAUGCUCAGGAAGCGGCGUGGCCAGGAGUUGGGUUGAGUACCAGGAGCAGGGUGGUCUAGGUCCAGGGAACCAGCCGCUGGCCUCACUCGGGAUGUGUGCCUGUCACGGACUCUGGCCCACCAGGGCCCUCGGCAGUCCCACUGGGACGGGGCAGGAUCACCUCCCCUGUGCAGAACAGCUCACGGAAUGGCUUGCCCAGGGUCAAACAGCUGAGUGGGUCAGAGGCAGGGUGUGGAGUCAGAUCGUUGCCUGCUGACCCCCAAGUCUCGGACGUGCAGUGAUGUUCAUGGCCAUUUGUGAUAAAUGUCCAGAGGCCGGAGUGUUUGUAAAGGUGACCAAAACUUCAGUCUUUGAGUCCUUAGUACAUCAUUAAAUUUCUAACAUAUCUGGGCACUUUCCUUUGCCGCCUUCCCCCAGCACACACCUCUUUUCCAAACAGUUGUACACAUAGUGUCUGUAAUAAAAUAAUAAUA